Messenger RNA from Tauraco erythrolophus (red-crested turaco), 1119 nucleotides. The record is from RefSeq and is a predicted model, not a curated record. Lineage: Eukaryota; Metazoa; Chordata; Aves; Musophagiformes; Musophagidae.
GAGGGCUGGUACUGCACGGCCGAGGAGUGCUUCGUGCCCGAGAGCCAGGUCGCCGAGCGCAGGGAUGCCGAGGGACGCCUGCGCGCGGUGUGCGCGGAGAGCGGCCACCAGGUGCACUGGACCAAGGAGGAGAAUUACAUGUUCAGGCUCUCGGCGUUCCAGGAGCCGUUGCAGAAGUGGCUCCGGGACAACCCACGCGCCGUCUCCCCUGACCCUUUCUACCAGCGUGUGCUCCGCUGGCUGGAAGAGGACUUGCCCGACUUGUCCGUCUCUCGUGAGAGAAGCCGGCUGCAGUGGGGCAUCCCUGUCCCCAGUGACUCAACACAAACCAUUUACGUGUGGGUGGAUGCCUUGGUGAACUACCUGAGCGUGGUGGGCUACCCUGAGACCCACGACGAGUGGUGGCCCGCUGUGCACCACGUUGUGGGCAAGGACAUCCUCAAGUUCCACGCUGUCUACUGGCCGGCGCUGCUGAUGGCGGCAGGGCUGGCCCCCCCGGAGCGAAUCCUGGUGCACUCCCACUGGACUGUCCGUGGGCAGAAGAUGUCCAAAAGCCUGGGCAACGUGGUGGACCCUUUUGCUUGCGUCGGGCAGUUCACAGCAGACGGGUUUCGGUACUUCCUGGUGCUGGACUACAGGGAGGGGAAAGGCACGGGCAGGGCUUCUGCUGAGGACUAUGAGUUCGUGGCGUCUGUGGCGUCUCUGCCUCUGCAGGUGGCUGGUUAUUUUGAGGAUUUCCAGAUCUACAAGGCGUUGGAAUGUAUUGCGCUGUGCGUAAGGCAGACCAACGGUUUCUUCCAGAGACACAGGCCGUGGAAACUCGACCGAAAAGACCCUGCAGAGCAGCUCUGGCUUGACACCAUCAUCCACGUUACGCUGGAAUGCCUGCGUGUCUAUGGGACUCUCCUGCAACCCGUGAUCCCACACACUGCAGAGAAGCUGCUUGCCAGGCUGGCUGUUGAGCCAGAAGAGAGAGGUCUCUCGAGUUUGACAUUUCUGCCACGCUACGACGGGAAGCCGUGUCCCUUUGAAGGGAGACAGCUUGGACCUGACACCGGCGUCUUAUUUCACCGACUAGAGAAGCCGGUACAGCACCAGACAGAAACCAAGAAGCUCUAG